Molecule: messenger RNA, 1765 nt
Organism: Contarinia nasturtii (swede midge)
Lineage: Eukaryota; Metazoa; Arthropoda; Insecta; Diptera; Cecidomyiidae
Product: serine protease Hayan-like
Exons: 12
Coding region: 218-1546 (442 amino acids)
Biological process (GO): proteolysis
Molecular function (GO): serine-type endopeptidase activity; protein binding
Source: RefSeq, a predicted model, not a curated record
CAAGAGCGAUUCAAGCUAUCUCUUUUAAAUCCUCAAAAUUUUAAUUUAACUGUGCAAUAUUUUUGUUUGCAGAAGAAGUGUGUUAUUUUAAAGUUUUAAAUCGAAAUAUUACGUUUGUCCAAAAAAAAAUAAGUUCAUUUUUAAGGAAAAUUCGUGUUCAUAUUUAUUUGUAGCUUGCAUUGAGUGCAAUAAAUCGAACAACGUUUUACCUUAAGCGAUGAAGCUAUUAACUGUGCUCUUUCUAUAUUCUGCUGUCAUUCUGACCAAUAUUACUGGUCAAGGAUAUAUUGUAGAUCAAUCUAAUGCAGUUAUUUUGGCAUAUGGCGGCAGCUAUAGUCCAAUUUAUUUGGCUUCUUACUAUGGUCAAAUUGAUGUGAUUGAAAGGUUGAUUAGAAAUAGUGCAGAUGUAAACAUCAGAGAAAAUGGCGGAUUUACACCGAUUCAUGUAGCCGCGCAGCAAGGUCACGAAAGAGUUGUUGACCUGCUACUUAAAAAUGGAGCGAACAUUAAUCUUCAGACCAAUUAUGGGCAAACACCUUUACACUGCGCUACAUGGAAUGGCCAUGAAAAAGUCGUUGCAGUGUUAGUCCAGAAUGGCGCUAAUGUCAACAUUCAAUCAAACGAUCGGUUGACACCACUAAACCUGGCCACAAUAAAAGGAAAUGCAAGAAUCGUUGAAAUUUUGAAAAAAGGUCAAACAAUGCGAAAAUCAGACAAAGCCUGUCAACUCAUCAGCCAUCAAAAGUCCGCGACAUCUAAAAUCUUGGGUGGCAACAAUGCUCCACCCAACACAUAUAUAUGGAUGGCUGCUCUGGGACAAGUUUAUUACAAUCAAUAUAACAAUCAGCAAGUGUUCUUUUUUUGUGGUGGCACAAUUAUAUCAAAUAAGUUCAUAUUAACAGCAGCGCAUUGUUUGAUGAAAUUCGAUGUAAAUCUUAUUCGAUUAGGAACAAAUAAGCUGAUUGAUAGUUACCACCCUUCAUAUGACGACUAUCAAGUAAAGAGUAAAUUUGUACAUGGGAGCUAUUCAAAUGAAACCCUGAAGAAUGACAUCGCAUUGAUUGAGGUGACGAAUAAUAUUCAAUUUUCGAAUAAAAUUGGACCGGCCUGUUUGGAAACAGAUGUAGGAGAUCUACCAUCACAUGUAAAUCUUAUCGUGACAGGUUGGGGUAACACUAAGGAAGGGUCUUUUGGAGGAUCUUCGCCUUCAAAUGACUUGAAAAUGGCACAACUGACCACGGUACCACUUUCUCAGUGCAAUGCAGCGAUUUUGGAACAUAAUAAGUAUGCAAGUAAUGCAAUGACUCAAAACGGUCUCAGUUAUGGCCAAUAUUGUGCACAGGAUCGACUAGAAAGAAGUGACGCUUGUGGAGGAGAUAGCGGGGGGCCAAUUCAAUAUUUCAAAGACUCAAGUCCGGUUGCAAGGGUUGUAGGUAUCGUGUCAUUUGGGGUUGGCUGUUUUAGCAAAGAACUACCAGGCGUUUAUACAAGAGUUGCUUCUUAUUUGGACUGGAUUGAAAUGAUCGUAUGGCCAAAUCAAUUUUAAUAUCAGAAGUGGCAGGUGUGUCAAAGUAGAAAAAACUUGAUUAAAUAUGUUCAAAUAGUAAAAAUAUGAUUGAAUAGCAGAGAAAUUUUGUAAAAAAACACUUUCAAAUUAUUAUUUUUUUAAACCUGGUCAACUUUUGAUAUUUGUUACAUAGCAACGCAUAUUUUUGUAUAUAAAAUGAAUAGCAAUCAAUAAUUUAGCCGUUAUCCAUGUAUUUGA